AUGGCUGCGUCUGAGUCUGAGUCGCAUCCUCUGGCUGUCCUUGCCCCACCUUUCGUAAUCGGAUGGUUUCUGCUGAUUUGCUGCUACUUCAGUCUGACGUUUCCGAAGUCAUUGGCAGCAAAGGGUGUCCGCCUCGUGUUAGCUCCUAUAGGCAUAUACUCUUUUUAUAAGUUCUCACAUGGGUACUUCUGGGUAUUGGAUGACAACAUCAUUCCUCGCGAAGUGAGCAAUUAUGUAGGCCUACCAGGUUAUGCGUUUUACCACAUCUGUGCUCUCAUCGAAACGUCCCUAAUCAACAUAAACGACGCUUCGCCUCCUCUGUGGAUAUCCAAGGAAACCCGCAGACCACUACCACUCCCGAAGACGUUUUCUGGUCGUUUGAAAUAUGCUCUUGACUUGUGGGGUUCACCCCGAGGCUCGAGCUGGAUCAGUGGGCGGUACUGGGACUUCGCUCCCAGCUCGGUCGCUAAUUAUAAGUCAUCAUACUCCUCGCGAUUAACAUUUCUUCUCGGCACAUGCAUCAACAUGAUACUAAUCAUACUGCCAAUGGAUGUAAUGGAUUCAUACACCAAGCAGUUCCAAUUGAAUACGUUGAGUUCAAGACCCAUCACGGACUUCUUCCCCUGGUACACCCAAAUGGCGUUCUCACUCCACCUGUGCGCUUUCACUUAUGCCACUUGCAACCUUACGCACGCCCCUUUUGCCCUGUUUUCCGUUGGGUUAGGGUUCACGCCUGACCUGGAUGUUUGGCAACCAAUGUUCAGCAAUCCGCUCUGGUCGCCAAACCUGACACAGUUCUGGUCCCAGGGCUGGCAUACGUUCUACCGCCGAACUUUCCUUCGGUUGUCCGCUCCUUUCACGUCAUCCCGACGAUCCCACACCGUACCUGAGGUGCGCGAGACGAAUCCGAGGCGAAGGCAAAGUUUGCGGGAACGAUUUGUUGCUAUUAUAGUCGCGUUUACUGUCUCUGCUAUACUUCAUGGAUUGUGUUAUGGGCGGGUGCCAGCGGAUGCAUUGCAUCCCCAUACAUCGCUUAUCGAGAUGGGGGUGAUGAUGUUCUUUGUUGCUCAACCUGUUGGCAUCGCAUUGGAUACGGCCCUUGCAAGGUUCGCAGGCGACUCGCGGGCGGGUCGAAUCCUAAGGAGAGUUUUUGGAUGGUUCUGGUUGCUUUGGACGGCGAGGUGGUGGGCGGAUGUGUUUGCGAAGAAGGGUUUGUGGGAUAAUAAGGAGAAAGUUCUGUUCAUCAGCCCAACCAGAGGGAUUUUGUGGGGUGAUUGGAUGCAUAGAGGUCCAUGAAAUUACAUAUCUAUUCGUCUUGCUAUUACACAAGUACCGAAUGCAUGCAUGCAUCACAACUCUGAUUGGCCGGAGUUGUUGGUGCUUGGCGCUUGCCCUCUGAAUCAG
Messenger RNA from Cantharellus anzutake, 1404 nucleotides. RefSeq lists its product as uncharacterized. The coding region runs from base 1 to 1296 and encodes 431 amino acids. Gene Ontology annotation, biological process: lipid metabolic process. NCBI's taxonomy places the organism in Eukaryota, Fungi, Basidiomycota, Agaricomycetes, Cantharellales, Hydnaceae. The record is from RefSeq and is a predicted model, not a curated record. The transcript is spliced from 2 exons.